AGAGAACAAUAAAAAAAUGGAAAGAUUCCAUUUGAAUAAUGCAACAUUUGCUUGUAUUAUUUUCCUCUUCUUAUUAUUAUUCUCUUCAAGUAAUAACAAUAAUAAUAUUUGUGAAGCAAAAUGCUUUAAAUCUAUUAUAAGUUUUGGUGAUUCACUUACAGAUACUGGAAAUAUAUUCAAUUUAUCAGAAAAAUCAGAGUGUUGGUUGAAACCCUAUGGAGAAACUUUCUUUCAUCAACCAACUGGUAGAUGUUCCGAUGGCCGUCUCAUUAUCGAUUUUAUUGCUGAGAGUUUAGGGCUUCCAUUGGUUCCUCCAUACAUUGGAAGAGAAAAUGUAACCAGCAUAAAUUUUAGACAAGGGGUGAAUUUUGCAGUUGCUGGUGCCACAGCUCUUAAUCAAUCAAUUUUGGAAGAAAAUGGAAUUCACAACCCUCAAACUAAUGUCUCUUUAGGCACUCAAUUGACAUGGUUCAGAGAAAUGUUGUCUACACUUUGCCAAUCAACCUCAGAAUGCAAGGAUUUUCUGAAAAAUUCACUUAUUCUAUUUGGAGAAAUUGGUGGAAAUGAUUAUAAUUUUCCCUUCUUAUUUGGAACGCCCACACAAAUGGUUCAAUCAAUGGUACCUCUAGUUAUUAAUACCAUUGGACAAGUUAUUAAUGAAGUCAUUGAACUUGGAGCUGAAACAAUUAUAGUUCCUGGAAAUUUACCAAUAGGUUGUAUACCAGCCUAUUUACAUCAUUUUAUGAGUACUAAUUAUGAUGAUGAUUAUUAUUAUGAUCCAAAAACUGGUUGCAUUAAUUGGCUAAAUGAGUUUUCUGAGUACCAUAAUAUGAUGCUUCAAGUUGAACUUAAUCGUCUUCAACAACUUCAUCCACAUGCCACAAUUAUUUAUGGAGAUUAUUACAAUUCAUUGAUGCAAAUUUACCUUUCUCCUAAAAAAUAUGGAUUCAAAAGUGCAAUUGUGGCUUGUUGUGGAAAAGGUCCAAACCAACCAUGUAGACCAAAUGAUCAUGUUUGUGAUGAUCCAUCAACAUUUGUUAGUUGGGAUGGUUUACACCCAACAGAAGCUGCAUAUAAAUGGAUAGCUCAAGGCCUAAUUAGUGGCCCAUUUGCCAUUCCUCACAUCAAUGGUUUAUGUAAUUUUCGAGUUUCGACGAUAUAAAUACAGUGCUUACGAAUAAGAGGGAGUUUCUCGGAUGGUAAAUAUUCCUCACUUCAGACUCUAAGGUUGUGAGUUUGAGUUACCGAGGGAUCAGAACAAAAGUAUCUAAUAGUACUAUAUAAUUUAUAAACUAUAGUUCCUUUAGGAGCAACUUACCAAGUCAUCUAGCUUUGUUUGUUUAUCAUUUUAUAGAUUCUAAAGUUUAUUAUAUGUGAGUAAAUUUCUCAAUAAAUAUAUGAAAUUUAAAUAAAAAUUAAGAGU
Capsicum annuum is the source of this 1423-nucleotide messenger RNA. RefSeq names its product GDSL esterase/lipase At1g28580. Lineage: Eukaryota; Viridiplantae; Streptophyta; Magnoliopsida; Solanales; Solanaceae. The record is from RefSeq and is a predicted model, not a curated record. The transcript is spliced from 5 exons. Gene Ontology annotation, molecular function: hydrolase activity, acting on ester bonds. The coding region runs from base 17 to 1162 and encodes 381 amino acids.